This is a messenger RNA of Harpegnathos saltator (Jerdon's jumping ant), 6820 nucleotides long. RefSeq names its product regulatory associated protein of MTOR complex 1 (gene raptor). NCBI's taxonomy places the organism in Eukaryota, Metazoa, Arthropoda, Insecta, Hymenoptera, Formicidae. Bases 194 to 4183 code for a protein of 1329 amino acids. Gene Ontology annotation, molecular function: protein binding; protein-macromolecule adaptor activity. Gene Ontology annotation, cellular component: cytoplasm; TORC1 complex. Gene Ontology annotation, biological process: cellular response to amino acid stimulus; cellular response to starvation; TORC1 signaling. The transcript is spliced from 23 exons. The record is from RefSeq and is a predicted model, not a curated record.
UGGCGGCGUGAGUGACAAACUCGACGGGUCGCGCCUCGUAAGGGACGCUCUUAUAUUCCGAUCGCGUGGUGGAUGUCGGUUGAUGCGUGCGUGAUUACACACCCAGUGUGACCCAGUGCGACGCUAAUUAAUCAGUGUGAUCACGGAUACGCAUUAACUAGCGCAUAGUGCCUGCAAUUGCAAUCAAACGAAAAUGUCAGUAAGCUAUGCUAGGAUGAAGGCGUGCUACGAGGCGUCUUCACCGACGGCGACAACAAUGACGACGACGACGACGACGACGACGAUGACGACGACGACGACGACGACGACAGCAGUCGCGGCGGCGACAGCGACAACAACGACAACAACGACGACAAUGACAACGAGCAGCACGCCCAGACGGGCCGGCUCAGAGAAGGAUUGGCAGAUGCAAUUGGCGUUUUGCAAGCCUCGUCAUAACGGCACGAUCGAAGGCGUAAAUAACAUCAGUCAGACUUGGCGGAUGAAGGAGCGGAUGAAGACUGUGAGCGUGGCCCUGGUAUUAUGUUUGAACGUUGGCGUCGAUCCGCCUGAUAUCGUCAAGACGCAGCCUUGUGCGCGCCUCGAGUGCUGGAUAGAUCCUUUGUCAGUGAGUCCUCAAAAAGCUCUUGAGACCAUAGGCUCAAAUCUACAGAAACAAUAUGAACGUUGGCAGCCGAGAGCACGUUACAAACAAAGUUUAGAUCCAACUGUGGAAGAAGUCAAAAAACUGUGUACAUCCUUAAGACGCAAUGCCAAGGAGGAGAGAGUCUUGUUUCAUUACAAUGGUCAUGGUGUGCCCAAACCUACAACUAAUGGUGAAAUCUGGGUGUUCAAUAGGACAUAUACACAAUACAUUCCGUUGUCGGUUUACGACUUGCAAACGUGGAUGGGUGCACCUAGUAUCUAUGUGUACGAUUGUUCUAACGCGGGUAUUAUUGUAGAAUCCUUUCAACAAUUUGCUGAUCAGCAUGAGAAAGAGUACGAGGUAGAUAAUAUGGAGAAACAGCAAAAUCGAGCGACUAGUGUAGCAAGUCCAGCGGCACCGUGCUACAAGAACUGUAUUCAAUUGGCAGCAUGCGCGGCCAAUCAGAUUUUACCGAUGAAUCCAAAUCUACCCGCGGAUAUAUUUACAUCGUGUCUCACGACACCAAUAAAAAUUGCAAUACGUUGGUUUGCAAUGCAGAGUACAGCUAAUUUAGUUCCGAACAUAUCGCUCGAUCUACUUGACAAAAUCCCUGGCCAAUUGACUGAUAGAAGGACAAUGUUAGGCGAGCUUAAUUGGAUAUUUACUGCAAUUACCGACACAAUAGCGUGGAACACUUUGCCAAGAGAUCUAUUCCAGAGGUUAUUCAGACAGGAUUUGCUAGUUGCUAGUCUCUUUAGGAAUUUUUUACUGGCUGAGAGAAUACUUCGCUCUUACGAUUGCACGCCAGUCUCCUGCCCGAAGUUACCACCAACUUAUCAACAUCGUAUGUGGCAAGCUUGGGACAUGGCGCUCGAUCUGUGCUUAGCACAGCUGCCGACGGUCCUGGAUAAUGAGGACCGUUAUGUGCACUCAUCGUUCUUCGAAGAUCAACUUACAGCGUUUCAAGUGUGGCUCACCUUAGGAUCACAGAGUCGCAAUCCGCCUGAACAGCUUCCGAUAGUUCUUCAAGUGUUACUGAGUCAAGUUCAUAGACUGAGAGCGUUGGAGUUGUUAGGACGUUUCCUUGAUCUCGGUCCAUGGGCUGUAAAUUUGGCGCUUAGCGUGGGGAUCUUCCCCUAUGUCCUGAAAUUAUUACAAAGCAAUGCCAAAGAGCUUCGGCCGUUGCUUGUUUUUAUCUGGGCAAAGAUCUUAGCAGUAGAUAACACCUGUCAAGCCGAUCUCGUGCGCGACGGAGGCCAUAAAUAUUUCUUGUCCGUGCUGCAAGAUACUUCUACUCCGAGCGAGCACAGAACGUUAUCUGCGUUUGUAUUGGCUAGUAUCGUGAACGAUUACCGGCCAGGUCAGGUGGCCGCGAAUCACGGUAAUCUCGUGUCGAUAUGUUUGGAGCAACUGGGAGACACGAACCCACUGUUACGGCAGUGGCUUUGCUUAUGUUUGGCGCGACUUUGGCACAAUUACGACAAAGCGAGAUGGUGUGGCGUCAGAGAUAUCGCUCAUGAAAAGCUCUUUAUGUUACUGAAGGACCCUGUGCCGGAGGUUCGAGCGGCUAGUGUAUAUGCAUUGGGUACAUUUAUAAAUAGUGUUACAACCAGAAGCGAACAUGCGAACAAUAUUGAUCAAAUUAUAGCCAUGACGCUUAUCAAUACAGUGUCUCACGACAUGUCGCCCUUAGUUAGAAAAGAAUUAGCAGUGGCUCUUCAGUGGAUGGUGCUGCAUUUCGAGAAUUCCUUCGUGACGUUAGCUUUAGCCGAGGAGCACAGUCGGAAGGACCUCAUUGUAGAGACUCUGUCACCCUUCAGUGGCAUGAGACGCAUUAGUUCGCGGGAUAGAUUAAAGAUGCUCUCCCCUAAUAAUACUUACAGCAUAGACACAAUCGACGGAUUCGGACAAGAUCGUAUUAAAAGGGUGUCGUCUUCGUCGUCCAUUAGCAGUCUAGGUAAUAAUUGGGAGUUCGUGAGGAAACCUUGCGAGUCACUUGGUCACAGCUCGCUCGGAAAUUUACCGAGCCUUUCCUACGGUAGCGUGUAUAUGAAAUUAUGGCAUGGAUUGUGCAAUCUCGACAACGAUCCUCAUCCGGUGGUCGGUGCUAUGUCUCACAGAGUGACGAAUCACGUUCGUAAUAAGGUAAAAGCGUCCUCGGCACCGAAAGAGGUAACCGAAACGAAAAUCUCCUCCUCGUUGUCUCUUCCGCCAUCUCCGUCGAAUCGAACUAGUUAUUUAAGUAAUAACAAAGGAGAAUCACCACCGCCCGCUGUCAAUUCUGGAACAGAUUUGUUGCGUUCUUCGAGAGCUCUACCGCAUAGUAGUCGCAAUAGGAAACCAGUUCCUAAUACGAUAUCUGAAGAGACGGACGAAGUGCCUGGAUUCAAGACGCCAUUGACUACCUCUCAGUUUGUCGAAUGGAGCUGCGCACAGUUUGCUCAACCUGCUAAUUUAGAAAACGAAAUGGAUGAUGUAGAAAGCAAGCCGUAUCUCGAGCGAGAAUGGCGAUUUAUACGCAAUGAGAAGCAAAGGCACGAUGCGAAGGAGGAACAGCUGCGCGCCCCGCAAAGUAAGGUGGAGUCGCAGGUGUGUCAUGUGAGAUGUCCGCAAUCUCCCCAGAUCUUGGUCUUUCAUCCGUUCGAGUCGCAUUUGGCCGUAGCGCUGAAAGAUUGCUUCGGAGUAUGGGAUUACCAAAGUGGUGCGAAGUUGACAUAUUGCGCGAGUCGUGGCAACAAGGUGAAAUCGCACGUCACCGCGUUAGAGUUCAUCAAUUCGCACGACCUGACUCUGCUGAUGGCGGGUUCCGAUGAUGGUUCCGUGAGGGUGUGGAAGAAUUACUGCGGCACAAUCAGUCCUGAUCCAAUUUUACUUACCGCCUGGCAGGCUCUGGCAGACGUGCAGCCUGCGACUAAGACUUCCAGUGUGACGGCAGGAUUGGUCACGAAAUGGGAACAGAAAUCACUCACUCUAGCAGUAACGGGUGACGUACGCAUUGUGCGACUCUGGGACGCUGAAACGGAAUUGAAGAAGCAAGAUAUACCGACAGGCGCGGAUUGUUGUACCACUUCCCUCGACGUUGACGGCACAGGUUCGAUCAUGGCAUUGGGCUGCGGUGAUGGAUCAGUUAGACUCUUCGAUCGGCGAUUACCUCCUGCAGAAGCAAGAGUUAUGACAUGGAGGGAACACAGUGUUUGGGUUCUGGGCACAUUUCUGAGGAAGACAUCAGCGCCCCAACUAUUCACCGGCUCUUCAUCGGGCGACAUAAAGAUCUUUGAUCUUCGAAAAAAUUCUUCCGUCAGCACGAUUCAAAUAACACCGAGCAUCGCGGCAUUAACGGCGCAUGAAGUGGCUCAUAUUUUUGCUUGCGGCACUACGAAUCACUGCAUCAGCGUCUACAAUACCUCAGGCCACCACCUCAAUACGAUAAAAUUCCACGAGGGAUUCAUGGGUACGCGCAUAAGCCCGGUGAGCUGUCUGAACUUUCAUCCGCAUCGCGUGGCUUUCGCGGCCGGUUUCGUAGACAGUACCUUCACAGUGUACGAAUCGCGCAGAUGACCAUUAGAGAUGGAACACGUGUAAGGUCUUUGCAGAUUUUUGUAAAUUUAUAGCGAUUCACGUAUAUAUUCUUUCGCGAAUUUUAUCGCUCUGACGAAAAAUUAGGGCUUCGUGUUCGUAUCGUGUUUUUCUGCGAGAAAACCGUGCUGUUAGUUCCUACGGUGAUUAGACAAUAGUCUGCUCCCCCUCUCCUCACUCCGUUAUUUUUGCUAGGAGACACGAUCUUUAUCUGUUACUUCGUGCAAAGGUGUAAAGGAAGAAAGGUAAUUGUUAGCUUUUGUGAUAAGCGAGUACCGCGAGUAGAUUAACCAAAGUAUCUCGAGAUGACCAAAGAACAAUCCGAAGAUACGAUUAAUCAUCGGCAAAUAGGUGUGUAUGUGUAUGUUCUUGUUUGUGUAUGUGAGAGAGACUUUAACUUCCCUGCAUAAUGAAGCAAAAACUAUCGCGAGGGAGCUUUGAGCUUUUUGAGUGAUAAUGCUUAUGACCUGUACCGGUGAACUGUCCUGAACUCGACUGUUGUGCCAUGCAAUCCACUUCUCAAGAUGAAGCUAUUGGAUAGACAUUUUUACGCAACGAAGGUACUUCAACUACCGAGUAAUGAUAGGUCCGAAUCGCGACGCGAGCUGUACAUACGAUAGCUCGCUUCGCGUGCAUUUUCAUAUACCGGGAGGCAGUUUGCGCUGAUGUCUACAUUUCACUGAUAUCUCUCGAUGAUCUUAUCUACUUCUUGUUUAUUUCUUUUUAUUGUCCUCAUCGAUUAAGUACAUGUAUGUUUUACAUAUAUGUUAACUACAUAUAUGUUUUGAAAACUCUUAAUCGUUACUGAUGUCGUACAAACUUAUAUAUAGAGAGAUAUAGUAUACAAUGAUUACGAAUAAUUUGAUUAACAGUGAGAUUCAACGCGGAAUAUAUUUCUUACGCAUUUGUGCGCUGAUUCCAAGUGGCAAUAUUAGAUGUACCUGCUGCACGUAAUUUCACACGUAGGGGAUUUGCGGAUUAACAACGCAGAUACAAUCACGCAAAAUUAUCCAAAUAAGUAUAUGCAAUAUAUGUACACCCACGUAAAACCGAAUAAGUGACGAAUAAAUGGCUGUCUGAAAAUUGUGAUGUGUGUGUGACAGUAUUUUUUAUUCAAUUGUCAAUUUGCGAGUAAUUAUGUGAUUUCCGAUUUAUUGUUUAUACAAAUUUAUCCGACAGGAGCAAUUGCGCCCGUGUUAGAGCUAUGAUAAUACGGGCUAGUUUGUUGCGCGGUUGAAUAGCGAAAUCAAGUAAAAGUAUUAUCGCAAUUGGCUGAUAUACCAAGCUCUCAUAUAUAUAUGUGUGUGUGCAUGUGUGAUUGUGUGUACGUAUGUGUGCACGCAUGCUUACGUACAUGUAUGUAAGAAAGAUCGAGAUACGUUAGUCGGUCAUAUCGUUGAUUACGACGUGGCUGAGUCGGUCGUACAUCGUACAAUGAUACGUCGCGCAGUAAGACCACUUGUAUCGAAAAUUACUCGAUAUAUCUUUUUUCCGGUAUGUGUUAUUAACAAAAGUAACUUGUUGCUUUUGCUGUACAAAACUGAAUUGGCGAAAAAUAGGCCAAGAUAUAGAUAAUUUACGUCGAGACUGUUAAAUGCAAAAUAUAUAAUGCUAUGUUGGGGCUGUCUAUUGAUAAUAAUGAAUUUACAAGAAAGAUGUAUACAAUGUAGUGAAAUUACAAUUCUCUACUAAUCAUUUACAACUGACAUCACGUCAAUAACAAAAUAUUUUGUUACUUUUAUAAUAUUUUAAGUUGCUUUAUACCGUAAUUAACAGAAAGUCAGCUGCCUGCGAUUGUUGAAAUUGUGCAAAAUAUUUAAAAGACAUUACACGCGCUCCACGCUGCGCGUUAGACGGGUAACUCGAGGAAACUCUUUGUUUUCUUACCAUUUAACACCAGUGAUUGCAUCCGCGAAUCAUAAUAUGAUUAUACACCGAAUGAUUGAUUAUGCACCGCAUGAUAAUGAUGGAUUACACACAACUAUUAUUUGGCUACGUUAUCAAUUUAUUGAUUCCGCUCUCAUGGUCACUGUCGCUGCCAUUUGUAAAGUACGUUUUUUUGCCGAUACUCGCGAGAACUGAGAACAAUCCCAGUUUCUUGAACGAACGACGGGCGGAUGGUUACUAUUGUAACGACGGACACAUUGUAAAUAUACAUAUGAGAAACGCACCGAGGGAGAAGAAGAUGCGCGGGGGACGUCCGUGCGGCUUCUAUCCCUUUAUAUCAUACGGUAGUUUUAUGAUUGACGUCUCCGGGGCAUGCCCGAUAAGACGACCGAGAGAUUGAGGCGUGUGUAUUGUAAGAGUUAUAUUUCCGCUAAAUUACACAUGUACACAGACAGACGUAAAGAAGUAGCGACGGAUGUACUUAAGCAUCACUAUCACCCGUUAAUCAUUAAACUGUGUGAAAACCGUGCGUUCCUUUUUAACUAAGGGACGAAUGUUGCAAGGAUUCUUCAAGAAAAUUGAUCUCAAUGUAUGUGUGUGUGUCUAUAAUUCAGAAAAUAAAUUUUCCUAUUAAAUUUGUUUUAAAGCUUUUCGAGGAAUAGGAAUUCGUUGCAAUCUUUUUGCUACGUAAGUCGUGUGUUUCUGCUAUAUUUGGAAUACAAUGUUAGAUGA